Molecule: messenger RNA, 618 nt
Organism: Paraglomus brasilianum
Lineage: Eukaryota; Fungi; Glomeromycota; Glomeromycetes; Paraglomerales; Paraglomeraceae
Source: the annotation of a GenBank genome assembly
AUGCAGCAGGAAUACAUUGAUGUCUCAAAUCAGUAUUUAUUGCAAGCAGGACAACUGUCUCAACAAUACCAAUCAUCGCUCAACUUUUCACAAUUGCCUACCUUCGAUGGUCUGCCAACAUAUUCUAUUUUGCAAUUGACAAAUGAACAACAAAUGCCGGCGUAUAUAGACGAUUCCAAUCUGGCUGUGCAUGAGCAAUUAAUUACAGGCUCUAUUCAGCAACAGAGCGACACUCUAUCUACUCGGCAAAACCAGCUUACGCAUCGGCAGCAGCGUCAACAACGGUGGUUGCCGCAGUACCCGUAUUCGAGGCAACAUGAAGUACAGACAUCAAACGAAUUAUUGACGCUGCCAAACGGAUUAUUUACGCUGCCAAUGCAAUCUGAACAUCAAUUGGACCGACAAAACACGGUUCAAGGUAUGCAUGGAGUUUUUCCAAUCGAGCAAUCGGAGUAUUUCCAACCACAGGUCUAUCCAACGGGUAGUCCAAGUAUCUUUCAGUCGCAAGUAAACAUUCAGCAAGUGUCUCUACAACAAAGUAACUUUGAUCGAUUAGGAAACGGGUUUCCAAAUACAUCUUCCCAGAUGGAAAUCGACGAGCGAUCUUCGCGAUCUCAA